AUGAUUUGGAAUAAAUUUAUUUGGAUUAAAAUGAUUUUGGUUUAUGCAAUCUAUUUCCAGAUUUCUAUGUAUCAAGUAAAAUCCGAUAGCACAACAGUAGCAGGUUCAUCAUUUCUAGUAAAAGCUGUCAUAUAUACAGAUCUUAAUGGAACAUACUACCCAUGGAAAUCGGAAUUACAAGAUGUUCUUUCAACUGAUUACACGACAUUGGCUAGCAGUGUCUGCAAUCUCACUAUUGAAAGUUUGUAUCUUGGCGAUCCAAUAAUCUCGAAAGAUGCACGAUGUUUCAAUAUUGUUUUCGUUCCAGUUAACAAUAGUAAUGAACAAGUAGGUACAACACAGAGUGGAAUUGUUAAUGUAAACAUUACUGGUGUUCAAGCCAAUAUAAAUAUAGAAUUGGUUUCUAUUAAUGCUUCAUUAAUUAAUGAAUCUAUAUUCUAUAACAUAUUAGUCAAUGGCUAUAAUCAACUGAACAAAACAUUGAAUAUAUUUGUUAUGGAUAUCGAGAUAUAUCGUAUCGCAUCGGAUCACACAACCGAGUCAUCAUCCAGUUCGCAAAGCACUACGCACAUUCCGUCCGAAGUGUCCAGUCAACCACCUGGAUCCACAACAUCAUCUACUCCAACUGAACCACACACCAAUUCAUCAGUCGUCACUAGUAUCGCAUCGGAUCACACAACCGAGUCAUCAUCCAGUUCGCAAAGCACUACGCACAUUCCGUCCGAAGUGUCCAGUCAACCACCUGGAUCCACAACAUCAUCUACUCCAACUGAACCACACACCAAUUCAUCAGUCGUCACUAGUAUCGCAUCGGAUCACACAACCGAGUCAUCAUCCAGUUCGCAAAGCACUACGCACAUUCCGUCCGAAGUGUCCAGUCAACCACCUGGAUCCACAACAUCAUCUACUCCAACUGAACCACACACCAAUUCAUCAGUCGUCACUAGUAUCGCAUCGGAUCACACAACCGAGUCAUCAUCCAGUUCGCAAAGCACUACGCACAUUCCGUCCGAAGUGUCCAGUCAACCACCUGGAUCCACAACAUCAUCUACUCCAACUGAACCACACACCAAUUCAUCAGUCGUCACUAGUAUCGCAUCGGAUCACACAACCGAGUCAUCAUCCAGUUCGCAAAGCACUACGCACAUUCCGUCCGAAGUGUCCAGUCAACCACCUGGAUCCACAACAUCAUCUACUCCAACUGAACCACACACCAAUUCAUCAGUCGUCACUAGUAUCGCAUCGGAUCACACAACCGAGUCAUCAUCCAGUUCGCAAAGCACUACGCACAUUCCGUCCGAAGUGUCCAGUCAACCACCUGGAUCCACAACAUCAUCUACUCCAACUGAACCACACACCAAUUCAUCAGUCGUCACUAGUAUCGCAUCGGAUCACACAACCGAGUCAUCAUCCAGUUCGCAAAGCACUACGCACAUUCCGUCCGAAGUGUCCAGUCAACCACCUGGAUCCACAACAUCAUCUACUCCAACUGUACCACACACCGAUUCAUCAGUCGUCACUAGUGAGUUCAAUCGAUAA
Molecule: messenger RNA, 1539 nt
Organism: Schistosoma margrebowiei
Lineage: Eukaryota; Metazoa; Platyhelminthes; Trematoda; Strigeidida; Schistosomatidae
Source: the annotation of a GenBank genome assembly